AUGCCGGAAGACGCGCUUCACUUGAUGAUAUCUGGACUGAGGGCUGUUGGGAGGCCCCAGGCAAAGUUUCCAGGGCAGGAAACAUGGCAUCCCACCGCGAUGGUGAGGUCAAGCUCCAUGCAGAACCAGAGGAAAGUGCUGAGGCUGACUGACUCGCUGUCUGAACGCGCGCAAAGCUCAGACUCGAAGGUGCUCCCAGCCACUGCACAGCAGGAGCAGGGCAGCGGGAGGAAGAAUGUCGGGUUCAAGGUGGCGAAGCUGAAGGAGGUGUUGGAAUACGGGCGAAGUCAGGAUCAUAACCAGAACUUCGGGCAAGGCAGGAGGACGGCAGGUGACGUCGAUGCCAAGGGUUUCUCUAUCGACUGCAUGCCGAUCUCCAAGGCGCCGUCUACAGAUGUCAUCCGAGAUAGGACGAGGAGGCAGUCGACCAUCGUCUUCAGCAGCAGCAGCAGCAGCAGCGAUCAAGGAGCGCAGAGGAAGGGGAUACAGGUGGAUGUAGAGCUCGAACGGCAGAAGGCAUUACAGAGGAUAGCGUUGAGGAAGGUGCAGGAGCAGGAGAGGCAGCAGGCUGAGAAGGAGCAGCUUGACAAGCGGAGGUCGGAGAAGAUCGAGAUGAAGAGGAUGAUGGAUGAAGAUGUGCAAAGACGGAGAGCUCAGGUGUACGCGCUGAACUACCUGAUGCAGCAGCAGGAGUGGGCGUCCUGGCAACAAUUUUCUGAGGAACAUCUCCAGUGA
Molecule: messenger RNA, 735 nt
Organism: Guillardia theta CCMP2712
Lineage: Eukaryota; Cryptophyceae; Pyrenomonadales; Geminigeraceae
Exons: 2
Coding region: 1-735 (244 amino acids)
Source: RefSeq, a predicted model, not a curated record